AUGCGGAUGGCCAAGACGGUGUUCCCAGGGCUUGGGUCGCCGAUCACGCAUGUGGAUGUUACUUACGAUGGGAAGUGGAUCCUGGGCACCACGGACACAUACCUGGUUUUGAUCUGCACCAUCUUCAAGGACAAGGAUGGCAAGGAGAAGACUGGGUUCAGUGGGCGUAUGGGAAGCAGGAUCGCGGCGCCCAGGUUGCUGAAGCUCAGUCCGCUUGAUUCAAUCCUCGCUGGGAACGACAACAAAUUCCAUGGUGGACAAUUUUCAUGGUAUUGCUCUAAUGGGAAAUCUGUACUGAUUAAAUACCAGUUUUCAGGAAAAUUCAUGCACACCAUCUAUUAUUAA
This is a messenger RNA of Triticum turgidum subsp. durum (durum wheat), 345 nucleotides long. The record is from the annotation of a GenBank genome assembly. Lineage: Eukaryota; Viridiplantae; Streptophyta; Magnoliopsida; Poales; Poaceae.